UUCGCGCUGCUUUAGCUGCGAUGUUGUCGCGCGGCCAGAUUACCGGGGGGCGGUUGCUGUGGCUUCUGUCGCGGCGCGCGCCGUCGCCUCGGGCCUUCAGCGCGGCAGAGGAGGCGCAGCUGCAGCCGCUGCCGGCCGAGGUCCGAGCGUCGAGCGAGGCUCUCUGGCGAAAGUUGAAGGCCGGCGGCGCUUCGGUGACGCCGGGCUUCCUUAGCGAGGAAGAGGAGGCGUUGCUGGCUCAGGAGCUGGAGCCACAGCUGCGCCGACACCGCUAUCAAGACGAGCAUUGGGACGGGGCCAUUCAUAAGUAUCGUGAGACAGAAAAAUCAUAUUGGAGCAAAGAGUGUCAUGAGAUCUUGCAAAGAGUCCGGAAUGCUGCUUUUCCCCCAGGAGUACCACAGCUUACUCAAGUCCAUGUCCUGGAUUUGGAUCAAACUGGCUACAUAAAGCCUCAUGUAGACAGCGUCAAGUUCUGUGGCUGCACCAUUGCAGGUCUUUCCCUCCUGUCCUCAAGUGUAAUGCGCCUGGUUAGUGAACAGAAUCCACAGGACUGGCUGGACCUUCUGCUGGAGCGCCGAUCUCUCUACAUCCUUAGAGGGCCUGCUCGUUAUGAAUUCACUCAUGAAAUCCUUAAAGAUGAGGAGUCCCUUUUCGAUGGAAGGAAGGUCCCCAGGGAGCGAAGGAUCUCUGUCAUCUGCCGAAACCUGCCCUUACCACCCGAACCAUCCUAGAACUGCCAACUGAUACUGUGAAGGCAGACUGUUGCUCCCAGGUGAAAUUUAGUUUGUUGUCUGAUUGAAGUGGAGCUCUUUCUAAAGAAGUUGAUCUGACCUGCUGUUCCAUGUGGCCUUGGUUUUCAGUCUAACAAUAAGUGAUGGAAGCUUUCCUCCAUGCAGUAAAAGGAGCCUAAAAAUGUACGCAGUCUUUGGAAGCAUUCUGCCUCUUGCACUUAACACAUAGGAAGAAGGAAGCCCUGCAAAGAGCUGGCAAAUAGACCCAACUAAAAUGAAUCACAACACUGUUGAUCUCAGGGAAUAACAUUUUUUCUGUAAUGCAUGUUGCUGCAAACAUAGGUAGGGGUGAAAUUAAGAGUUGAAAUGUACAGCUUUGUUGGUAGGGGAUAUCAGUCUAUUGUAAUUUUUAAAUUAUCUAACCCUUUCCAGUUACUGAAGUAUUGAACAUUGUUCUCUUCUCUGCUCAGUAUUCAGUAUCACACAUGCUGAGCCUCAAAAUAAUGAACUUGGCAAAGCAGAUGGACAGGUGUUCUCCAGUGGUAUGAAUUCUUUCUAACAGAUUGGGCUGAAAAGGAGAAUUACAUUCUUGAUGCUUGUGGCUUACAGAUGCGAACAGGGACUAAGCUAAAUGCACUGCUAUUUGUUUAUAAAUGUUUUGCCAAUUUCUGGAAUGGUACUUGAAUGUUUGCAUUGUUUCACAGUUGAUGCUACAACUGAAUAUGCUUUCAUUUCUGUGAGUUAAACUCACAGAACUUUAACAUGAUUCUGACAGGGAGGUGACAUAAGCACAAGAUUAGUCUUAACAUUUGUGUAAUCUAAAGAUAAAUAAGUGAUAAGGCUUAGUUAGAAUGUCUCUAAAUGGGAUCUUGUCUAUGGGUGGGUAUUUAAUGAGUGGGAAUAGCUGGAGAAAUUUCCACAACUGAUGUGCAGCAUCAAAAUGCUAUGCAAGAGAAAAGAGCUAAAAUGAAGAAAUGGAAGACAAGUCUUAGCUAUAAAAGGGCGGGGGUGGUGGUUGAGAAAUGUGAAAAUAGCACUUAUCUAAUAUUUGAAUAAUUUGGGACAUAGUAGAAUAUGAAAAAGCUAGGGCUGAACCUGUUGUCUCCUAUUGCUCAGGUCUGGAAUCCAGUUUUACUUGCAACCAGAAACCCCUGAUUCUCUGUGUAUGGCCCUAUCUCUUCUCUGUGUUUUUGUUUUACUGUUCUUCCUCUCCAUUUCCUAAAAAAACCUCUUGAAACUCUAAGUUAUAUAUAUGCAGUAUUCUUGACA
This is a messenger RNA of Python bivittatus (Burmese python), 2000 nucleotides long. It is a transcript of the gene ALKBH7, whose product is annotated as alkB homolog 7, RNA demethylase. The record is from RefSeq and is a predicted model, not a curated record. NCBI's taxonomy places the organism in Eukaryota, Metazoa, Chordata, Lepidosauria, Squamata, Pythonidae. Gene Ontology annotation, cellular component: mitochondrial matrix. Gene Ontology annotation, biological process: fatty acid metabolic process; DNA damage response.